This is a messenger RNA of Callorhinus ursinus (northern fur seal), 3243 nucleotides long. Lineage: Eukaryota; Metazoa; Chordata; Mammalia; Carnivora; Otariidae. The record is from RefSeq and is a predicted model, not a curated record.
GGUGGUGGUGGUGGUGACGACCGGGGCGGCGGCCGCGCGGCUCUGGCGGGACCGGCUCGGAGACUGCGCCGCCUCUGCAGGUUGGCCUUAAGACAGCAGCAUAUUCCUGAAGACCCAGAACCGGCCGAGAGGUGAGAGAAAAGCAAGGCUGCCAUGGCUGCUGUUGACAGCUUCUACCUCUUGUAUAGGGAGAUUGCCAGGUCAUGCAAUUGCUACAUGGAAGCUCUGGCCUUGGUUGGAGCCUGGUACACAGCCAGGAAGAGCAUCACUGUCAUCUGUGACUUCUACAGCCUGGUCAGACUGCAUUUCAUCCCACGCCUGGUGAGCAGAGCAGAUCUGAUCAAGCAGUAUGGAAGAUGGGCCGUUGUGAGUGGUGCGACCGAUGGGAUCGGCCGAGCGUACGCAGAAGAGCUGGCAAGCCGUGGUCUCGAUAUCAUCCUGAUUAGCCGCAAUCAAGACAAGCUGCAGAUGGUCGCCAGAGACAUAGCUGACACCUACAAAGUGGAAACCGAAGUUAUAGUUGCGGACUUCAGCAAUGGCCGCGAGAUCUACGACCCGAUUCGAGAAGCCUUGAAGGACAAAGACAUUGGCAUCUUGGUGAAUAACGUAGGCGUGUUUUAUCCCUACCCCCAGUAUUUUACUCAGGUCUCCGAGGACAAACUCUGGGACAUCAUACAUGUAAACAUUGCUGCGGCUAGUUUGAUGGUCCAUAUAGUGUUACCAGGGAUGCUGGAGAGAAAGAAGGGUGCCAUUGUCACUAUCUCAUCUGGCUCCUGCUGCAAACCCACUCCCCAGCUGGCUGCGUAUUCUGCUUCUAAGGCUUAUUUAGACCACUUCAGCAGAGCACUGCAGUAUGAAUAUGCUUCUAAAGGAAUCUUUGUGCAGAGUCUCAUCCCAUUCUGCGUGGCCACCAACGUGACCACACCCGGCAGCUUUCUGCACAAGUGUCCGUGGUUGGUGCCUUCACCAAAAGUUUAUGCACAUCAUGCUGUUUCUACCCUUGGCAUUUCGAAAAGGACCACAGGAUACUGGUCCCAUUCUAUCCAGUUCCUUUUUGCACAGUAUAUGCCUGAAUGGCUCUGGGUGUGGGGAGCACAUGUUCUCAGUCGCUCUUUACGUAAGGAGGCCUUGUCCUGCGGAGCAUGAAACUGCAUGAUGGCUUGGGAAGUUUUGCCGCCUCCUGAGAACCUGCAGUAUUCUGACGUUUGGAAGGACACAUUUAAUUUAUCUUCUGUAUUUUCUUUUAUUACUGGUUUUAUUACUGGUUGAUUUAGCAUACUGUUGACUCAUCAUUUGCAAAGCACACAUAAUACUUCUAGAAAAUGCUGUGGAGAAACCACAGGGGCCGCAUCAGGUGGAUGGCAUAGAGCACACGGUGACUGAGGCACAAGAACCUAUUGAGGGAACCUAAAUUGUAAUGCUUCUCUUUUAUUUUCUCGAAGCUGUCUCAAAGCCGUGUGAUUUAUGUUGUUCUAGGAGCUAUAGCAAUCUGAUAUUGAAAUAUAAUAUGACUUGUCAGCUCUCGUAGUUUCCAAUGUUGUUUUUUAAGGGAAAUCAUUUCAGUACAUGAAUUAUAGUAUUGGUUCAUCAGGAAAGACUAUUUAAAAGCGUUAUAAGCAAGAUCGCUGGUGUAAUUAGCAGUAGAGAUCCGUGCAUAUCCUAUUGUAUAGCUCUGUUUGACUCUGUGUAUGAAAAUGCUGCUCUUCAAGCGAUAUUUCACUAGAGAACCAUGUGUGUAUAUAUGUUGUGUACGUCCGGGCAACUUUAUUUAUGGGUAAGUUACUUUUAAAAAGAUGUCUUGCUAAGGUGGCUUAACGUGGAAACUUACGGGGUCUUGAAAUUCUAGGUUACUCCUUUUCGCACUAAACAAGCCUACCCGAUUUUGUGCUAUAGGUUUGCCGUGUAUAAUAUCAUACAUUCUGUUGGUGGUUUUUUCUUUUAUCUGUGAAAUUAGUUCAUUCUUAGAUUUGAACUUAUAAUGGUUGACCCUCAGUCAUCUCUUGAUUUAUAAUUAUUGUGGAUAAGUAGUGAUUUCUCAGCCUACGACCCAUUUUAUAACUGAAAGUUAGCCCUUUAGAGCUUGUUAUAUCUGGUUUUCAUACACUUUUCUAUGUAAUAUUCUCUUCUAGCAGCGUUAUUGGAGUAAACAUCAAUUACUUACGGAAUAGUGGUUAAAAUAUGGACAAAUUAUGUGUGUGAUAUAUUGUAAUGUGUUAAAAGAAGUUAGCUCAUUCUUGGUUUCUUGUAACAAAUUUACGCAUUACAGUGAACGCUUUUGUUGGUGUGACGAUCAUUGUGCGCAACCCCCCAUGAUAGGGGUUAGCUUUGACACCUACUGUGAAAUAAAUGUUUUUUGGCUCAGAUCUUAUAAAGCCAGACAUUUUUGGGGACCACUCCCUAGUGCUUCAGCAACUGUAAACAUCACUAUAUGAAUGUGACAACAUAAUGCAAGUUAAGAAUUUGGAGUUUAUUACUGUGACACUGAUGCAGAAACUAGUAAAUUGGCUGAAAUCAGGACUUGUAUGGAAUUGUUUUCAUCUGAGAUGGUAUUCCAUUAGGAGUUAGGCCUGGGCAUGCCUUUAUGGCACACCCACAAUUUUGUCAGUGCCGUUGCCUCAGUAUUUCCAGAUCUGACUUGGACUCAGAAGAUGAGUGGUUGAGUUCAGAACCUCUUCCAUGUAUAGACCAGGCCUUCAUUACACAAAGAAGACCUUCAGAUAUGAAAACUUGCUAGCGGUGUUACACAGCACGGAAGGUGUUGAUGGAGUCUGCUUGGAGGCCUUCAUUUUAUCACAUUUGGCAAUUUUCCCUCACCUAACAAUUAACUUACGGUCAUUAAGACUAGAGAAAAUUUGACUUCCUGCCACAUCAGCCUGAAUUGUAAUUGACAUGUAGUAAGCAGCAGCAACUGUAUGUAAAAGCACCGUAUUUCUAUCUCAGGAGUUACGUGGCACAGCAGUGUUUCUAUUUAUAGGUUAUGGACUGAGUCACUGCCAAAUGACAAAAAUAAGUAAAUCACGUCAGUGAUGUUUGCAAAUUCUCUACUUGGCAGGACAUGUGAAAGUAAGCUGACGGGUGCAAAGCUAGUAAAAGAUCAAAACCAAGAAUCUUCCUUAGGUUUCCUCCUUGAUAAAAUAUUUUUUCCCAGAGCUCAUGGGCCACUGUAGGUGGGGUUUCUCACUAAGAAUGUGGAAAAUUAAGAACCUUUGAAACAACCAAUAAAAACUAAUUCUGCUUCCUGUG